This is a messenger RNA of Arachis stenosperma, 2373 nucleotides long. Its product is annotated as exocyst complex component EXO70B1-like. Gene Ontology annotation, cellular component: exocyst. Bases 153 to 2213 code for a protein of 686 amino acids. The record is from RefSeq and is a predicted model, not a curated record. The transcript has a single exon. Gene Ontology annotation, biological process: exocytosis. Gene Ontology annotation, molecular function: phosphatidylinositol-4,5-bisphosphate binding. NCBI's taxonomy places the organism in Eukaryota, Viridiplantae, Streptophyta, Magnoliopsida, Fabales, Fabaceae.
CUUCUUGGCCUUCAUUCUUCGAACCUUAUGCGUUCUGACACUUCCAAAUUCCCCAAACACCUCACAUAAGACAACCUACGAGUUUCCGAAACGCACUCCAACAAAAAGAGAGAAACAGAAAGAACAAAAUACACCGCGCUGGUGGAGGAGGAAUGGCCACCACUAGCCUCGACGGCGCCGGAGAAGAUCGUGUUCUGGCGACGGCGCAGCAGAUCCUCAUGAGUCUCAACACUCCCAAGGAGGUUCGCCAGGACAUGCUUCUCAUUUUCUCCUCCUUCGAUAACCGUCUCUCUACCAUUUCUGACCUCAUCGACGCCGACAACGACUCCAAGUCCACCAUCUCCGACGCCGUUCCCGCCGAUGAGGAGGAACAAGAAGAAGACCUUGACCGCCUCGAGGCCGCCAUGAAAGUCAUCCUCCGCUGGGACGCCUCCUUCUCCGGCGGCGGCGAUUCCUUGCGCCACUCCACCUCCAUCCUUGACUCGCAUGUCGACGGAGUAGAGUACUUCUCUGCCGUUGAUGACAUCAUCCAGUGGAUCGAUGAAAAUCUCUCGUUAGCGCCGCCGUUGCCACCUCGCCGAGCCGCCAUGUGUGACCGCGCCGAAAAGGCUAUCCAGAUCGCGAUGACAAGGCUCGAGCACGAGCUCCGCCAUGUGCUAAUCCGCAGCACCGUCCCCCUAGAUGCCGACAGCCUCUACAGCUCUGUGCAUAGGGUUUCACUCUCGUUCGCCUCACACGACGGCGCCGCCACCGCCACCGCCGAAAUCGACGGAAGCUCGGAGAGCUUUGGCAAAACCCCAAAUCACCGGUUCCACGAGCGCGUCGCGAGCUUUGAAGACGAAAACGAAAACGAUGGCGUUUCAAUCGAUUUGGUGCAUCCCGAUGCGGUUCCAGAGCUGAGAGAAAUCGUAACUCGAAUGAUAAGGUCUGGUUACGAAAGAGAGUGCCUUCAGGUUUAUAGCGGUGUUAGGCGUGACGCUUUGGAUGAGUGCUUGGCUAUUAUUGGUGUCGAGAGGUUGAGUAUCGAAGAGGUUCACAGGGUUGAAUGGAAGGUUCUAGAUGAGAAGAUGAAGAAUUGGGUUCAUGCUCUUAAGAUUAGUGUUGGGGUUUUGCUGAGUGGUGAGAAGAGGCUCUGUGAAAAUGUGUUUGGGGAUUUGGUUGAGGUCAAAGAGGUAUGUUUUAAUGAGAUUGCUAAAGGGUGUGUUAUGCAGUUGCUGAAUUUCGCGGAGGCUGUCUCAAUUUGUAAGAGGUCCCCGGAGAAAUUGUUCAGGAUAUUGGAUAUGUACGAGGCAUCGAGGGAUGUUCUGCCUGAUUUGGAGGCGAUGGUUUCUGAUGAGUUUGUGGCUGGUGAGGCCAGGGGAGUGCUUAGUGGACUCGGCAAUGCUGUGAUAGGGACGUUUGCCGAGUUUGAGAAUUGUAUUAGGAAUGAGACUUCCAAGAAGCUGGUGAUUACAGGGGAUGUUCAUCCGUUGGCUCGAUAUGUGAUGAACUACCUAAAGUUGCUUGUGGAUUACAGUGAGCCCUUGAACUUGCUCUUGGAAAUCAGACAAGAGGAUCUUUAUCGGUUUCAAAAUGAUUUCCAGGGUGAUGUUUCCCAGCUAGAGGCCAUUUCUCCCUUAGGACAAAGAACGUUGUUGUUGAUGUCUGAGCUUGAGUUUAACCUUGAGGAAAAAUCAAGGCUCUAUGAGGAGAACGCACUGCAGCAGAUAUUCUUGAUGAACAAUCUCUAUUACCUAGUGUGGAAAGUGAGAGACUCCGAAAUCAGGAAGGUCUUAGGGGAUGAUUGGAUCCGGAAGCGCCGUGGCCAGAUUCGCCAGUAUGCUACAGGCUAUCUCAGGGCCUCUUGGACCAGAGCCUUGGCUUGUUUGAAGGAUGAAGGAAUUGGAGGGAGCUCUAGUCUUAGUAGUGCCUCAAAGAUGGCCUUGAAGGAGAGGUUCAAGAGUUUCAAUGCCUGUUUUGAAGAGAUUUAUAGGAUUCAGACAGCUUGGAAGGUACCGGAUGACCGGCUUCGUGAAGAGCUGCAGUUAUCUAUUUCGGAGAAGGUGAUUCCGGCGUACCGCUCGUUUGUGGGAAGGUUUAGCAGUCAUCUAAUAGAAGGAAGGCAUGCUGGAAAAUACAUUAAGUAUACCCCAGAGGAUCUUGAUACCUAUUUAUUGAAUUUAUUUGAAGGGUCCCCUGCUGUAUUGCAUCACAUAAGGAGAAAAAGUACAUAGACUAUAUAGGUUGUUUAUAAAGGGUGAACUCAUUUUAGGAGGAUUAGUUGGGAAAAAAAAAAAAGAUUUCUUAUCCUGUGUAUGUUAUGUGUUUUUCCUAAAUAGCUGUUAGUUUUUCAGGUGCAAUGGGGUUUUAUGAAAUCCACGUUUUUUUCCUUCA